CGAGCCUCAUGACGCCCACCAGCUCUAUCCCUCCUCCCUCUGUUUAAUCUACUUCUACAUCACGGGACGUGAUACAGAAUUCUCUCUGCCUCAGUCACAUUUACGAGAUGCGAACCAGAGACACCAUCGCGCUCCUCGGCAACCACUUUUCUUGUAGAUUAAGCGGGGAAGACCGGGCUAUAUUUGCAGAAUAUUUAAAAAUGAGAAAUCCCGUCAUUUUGGCAGUUCUCCACAAACCUGUCUGCGCGUGACGCAGGAGGAGACUACUUAAAGGGGGAUUAACGCUGGCAAGACAUUAAAUCCAACCUCCCUCCAUCCAGACACUGCGCGAACCAUCAACCUGAUCUGGGGAUCGAAAAUAGGAGGGCUUAUAUUAAUCAGCACUUCGGACUGGAAGACAAGCAAAAGUGUGGGAUUGCCGAGCGAGCUUUCAACAGAGACACUGUCACAAAGCGGGGAGCAGGUGCCGCGUGUGAUCAAUGCAUUUGCCAGAUAAAAUCAGAACCUCUGGAGAGUAAGAAAAAAAACCCACACACACACAGGAAAUAAUAACAUUUCCCGGGAAUUCGUGCAGAGUACCGUGUGCUCUCGUCUCCGGAUGAACAAACAUGGGGGAAUGGACCAUACUAGAGAGGCUCCUGGAGGCUGCUGUCCAGCAGCACUCUACUAUGAUAGGAAGGAUCCUACUGACAGUGGUGGUGAUCUUCCGGAUUCUAAUCGUAGCGAUAGUUGGAGAGACUGUUUAUGAUGAUGAACAGACCAUGUUCAUCUGUAAUACCUUACAACCGGGCUGUAACCAAGCAUGUUACGAUAAGGCAUUCCCCAUAUCCCAUAUCAGAUAUUGGGUGUUUCAGAUCAUAAUGGUGUGCACACCGAGUUUAUGCUUUAUCACAUAUUCGGUUCAUCAGUCUGCAAAACAAAAGGAACGACGGUUCUCCACUGUGUUUCUGACGGUGGAUAAGGAUCAAGAUUCAAUGAAACGAGACGACAGCAAAAAGAUCAAAAAUACAAUCGUGAACGGAGUACUUCAGAACACCGAAAACUCUACAAAAGAAGCCGAGCCCGACUGUUUGGAAGUGAAAGAGAUCCCAAACCCAAAUGUGAGAACUCCUAAAUCCAAAGCGAAACGGCAGGAGGGCAUCUCCAGAUUUUAUAUCAUUCAAGUGGUUUUCAGAAACGCGCUGGAAAUUGGGUUUUUAGUUGGUCAAUAUUUCUUGUACGGAUUCAACGUGCCCGCCGUGUAUGAGUGUGAUCGAUAUCCCUGCAUAAAAGAUGUCGAGUGCUAUGUUUCCAGACCCACGGAGAAGACCGUGUUUCUGGUCUUCAUGUUCGCGGUCAGUGGCUUUUGCGUGGCGCUAAAUUUGGCAGAACUGAAUCACUUGGGGUGGAGGAAAAUCAAAGUGGCCGUAAGAGGAGUACAGGCUAGGAGAAAGUCCGUUUACGAAAUCAGAAAUAAGGACUUGCCCCGAAUGAGUAUGCCUAAUUUUGGUCGCACCCAGUCAAGUGACUCUGCCUAUGUGUAGCACGAGAGAAAACUGAUGGUGCAGUCUGUAAAAAAAAAUUAACAAAGAAAAUAAGAGACGGGAUGGACGAUCCCGCUGGCCGUAUGCCGUGUCAUGAGUUCAAUGAGUGGUUUCUUUUUAAUUUAUUUGUGUUUUAAGGACUUCAGUGACGAACGUGAGUCACACGUUGGUUGUUCUAUUUUUUAAAUUGCACUGAUGCAACUUUUUAGCAACGUUUAUACUCUGUAAAGCGCUAAACAGAGAGCAGACAGAUGUGUUCACGUAUUUACUCUUGGUGGCUUCUCUACUGUACUUGAAAGAGUAAAUGCGUUUUGCACUACGAGUUGAACUCCGGGAGCCAAACCUUACCCGUGACGUGUUGUUAAUGGUGUUAAAAAAAAAAAAAAAAAAAAAAAAAAACAUUUUUCCACCAAUUUUUGACACCAUCGUAUUUAGGCGACACAACAGAAAUCGGUUGACCAAGAUUAAGGAAAAUCUUAACUACAGAUUUAUAUAUGUAUGGAUAUAUAAAUCAAUCCGACUAUGGAUCGACCUAGUUAAAAUACUGUAGCUUCAUACAUGUUUUUUUCUUUUGUUGCCUGUGUACGCACCACUGACCUUAACGUAUGUAACCAUUCCAUUGCUAUAUAGCUGACUUGCAGAACAGUAUCUGGUGGAUUUGCUGCAAACGCUUAACGUCUGUGAUCUCCUUAAUUUAAAAUACACCAAAGCGCCCACUGCUUUCAUUUGUGAAAAGUGUUUUCUUGCUUUCGUGUGAUCAAGUGCCAUACUUGUACAUAAACAUAUAUCUAUAUAAAUAUGUAUACAUAGAAAUAUAAAGAAUCUCUAAUAACAUUCAUCAUAAAAGCAAAUUCUUUGCUUGGAUUAUGCUAAAUGCCGCCCAGAUUUGCUUUAACUGUAUUCGUUGUGAUUUAAAUGAAAAUGAUAUAUUCCAUUUUCUCUCGUUUAACUUUGCAAAUGACAGAAGAAAAAAAAAUUAAGAGCUAGUCUUUUUGUACACCGAACAGGAAUCUGCUUAUUCACCUCCUCGAUGGAUCUCAAAUCAUAACGGCACAAUUUUUAAAACAAAAUAACAAAACAGUACAAUUUCUAACAACAACAAAAAAAAAACUAAAGUGUGGGCAAUAACAAACUGCUCUGGUGCUACAGUUUUACACAAAACGUCUCCUGCUGCUACGUGUUACGAUGACCAGACAGAAACUUUUUUCCUCAGUGAUUAAAAGCAGGACUCACGUACCCCAAACAGAUACUGUACGUUCAAGAUGCGGUGCUUUUUGCUGCAUCUGAUCCGCACCUCACAGCCUGUCUUUGAACUCUACUGGCAUGCUGGUGUGAUUUCAAGCUUGUUGCAAUUGAAGGCCGUAGAAAGAUACGUGCAAUGUCAAUUAUGUCAUGUUUAUAUUACACCUUGGACUGUAAACACAUUUACAGGACAAUUAGAUGGAGGUGUUUCUAUAUGCCAAAUAUCAAAAGGAGCUUCGUAACAACAGGAGCUGAUAGAAGCCUUUAUAUAAAUAGAAAUGAAACGUUGGCUGACAUUUUUUUCUGUUCUUUUUUUGUUAUUCUGGACAUAUGUUUGUAUGAUUUCUGUGUUUUUUAGUGUUAAGACGAAUGAAGUGCAUGUUUAAGGAACUUGUCUCUGAGAGAGAUCUCGGACAUUACCAAGGGGCUGGUUGGGAGGUUUGCCGUGUGGUUCGGCUCUCCUCUUUCUCGCGUUACUAAAGGAAGACUGCAAAGGACAAAAAAAGACCGCAAAGGGAGUGGCUCUGCCGAAUGCGGGAAGGUCUUCUGCGCUCCAUGAAGGUCAUCAAAAAAGACACACACAAAAAAAAGAGAAAAGUGCUGAACCCUACUCCUUCGCUACCGAGAGCCCGACCAUUCAGGAGCAUCUGGGGGCGGGCUGGAGCUCUGCACCUGCCGCGAUGAGUCGGCAGAGCCCGCGGAGAACUCGAAACGCAGAGCACUGACACAUCAAUCUCCGGCUCCAAAGGGACUCGCUAUUCAUCUCAAACACAAUAACCAAACAAAAGGGAAAAAAGAAAGUCAGAGAGAGAAGAAAAGCAAAUAAAAAGCAAAGAAAAGUGCAACUUCUCUGCUUGGCCUGGUGAUGUGAGACAAUGUCCUUCCUCCUUGUCCCCCCCCCCCCUCUCUUCCCCCUUUUCUCUCUCUCUUUCCCCCUUCCUCUCCCUCUUUUCCUCUGACAACUAACAUUCCAGGACUUGACAGUUAUCUUACCAGUGGCCUGUAAGACCGGGACCGUGAUCAUGUCAACAAUCAAAUCCAUGCCGCUAUAAAACUGCAGAUAUAGACUGAGACUGUGUGAGGGCCUCUACAACAGAGCUUUAAUUUGCCAUGAACACGCUCUCCUUCCAAAACACUGAAGAGAUCUGCACGCCAAGUGCAAGAAAAAAGAAGCUUUCUCUGCUGUACUGCGCUCAUAGAUUUACUGCAAUAUUCAUACUGGUGUUUCAGUGGCUACUUCUAAAUGGCAAAAUUAUUGGGUUAUGUGUGAAUGCAAUUAUGCAUGCUGAGAUGCAUUUGACAUCAUGUGAGUGUUGGGAGGCUUGGUUAAAUAUUACAUGGUACCUGUGCUAUUCUCCUCGACUGUGAUUGAAUUCAGUUACAUCAUUUGGGUAUAGCUGACAGUCACAAACUGUCAGCUUGCUAUAAGACUGAUGUUAUACUAUUCCCAAGCAUGAACAAUGUUUCUAAUUGAUACAUGAAUCUAAAAAAACUCAGAGCUAGCUGAGAAAGCACACAGACGGCCUCCAGAGGAGUGUUGUUUUUUUCCUCUCUGCAGUGACAGUGCAAAACAACGAGCUGCAAUCUACUCCUCCACCAUACAGGUGGAGCAUCACGUAGGACACAGAUCUCAGACUAUUACAUGGGCCUUUAGAAUGAAGCCCUGACAUUCAGGACCCAGGUGCCAUCUGACCUGGGACGAGAUCCGGCCCAAAUCCGGGCCAGGUCCGGCCCAGCUAUGGCCCAGAUCUAUUCUGCAGUCAGCUGCUGUCUGAGAGGCCUCACAUGGUGGAUCUGUCACAGAUGGUCUAACCCAUCAGCCCCUCUCUCUCUCUCGCUCUCUCCCUCUCCUGGGGGGUUGGGGUCAGGGAAAGAGAAUGGGAAGGGGGUCACAGAUCUUCAUCUGUAAGCAUAGCGAGGGACAAAAGGAUAGUCUUUUAUUUUCUCUGUGCGGUUUCACACUCUGAGCAAAUGGCCUUGAAUACAGAAAGCACUGGAUACCAUUAACACCCCCAGACCCCACCCCUUCCAACCCCCUGCCCCCCCCCACCCAAACCCCUCCUAACUCCAUGCCCCCUUUUCUAAAUAUAAAAACCAAGCCUCCAACUCUUGAGAUGUUUUUACUGGAGUUGAACUGGUUCUUUAUAAAUGUAAAUAGAACGAAUUACUUAAGUUGGAUGAAGUACUGUGAAUUAAAUCCACUUUCUCACAAAGAUGAGAAUAUA
Molecule: messenger RNA, 4990 nt
Organism: Clupea harengus (Atlantic herring)
Lineage: Eukaryota; Metazoa; Chordata; Actinopteri; Clupeiformes; Clupeidae
Product: gap junction delta-2 protein
Biological process (GO): cell-cell signaling
Cellular component (GO): connexin complex
Molecular function (GO): gap junction channel activity
Source: RefSeq, a predicted model, not a curated record